AAAAAAACGCGCGCAUUCGAAAUUUUGGUCCUAUAAGAGAGACAGAGAGAGUCGCCCCUGUUCUCUUUCCCUCCUCAUUUCGCUUUGCCGCCAUAGCCGCAGCGCUCUGUGUCUCCGAUCUCGAGAAGGCCGUCCUCUCAACGGAUCACUUGCUCAGACAUGGAUACGUCAAACCCUGCAGUCCUGGUCAAUGCGGAGCUGCUUGGCAGAUAUGUUGGAAGAAAAGUCCGGGCAGUGAUUCAGGUCAUACGGAAUGAUGGCGCAGCUGUAAUAGGGAAAUCCGUCGAUGAUAAGCAACUGGUGGUGAAAGGCUCGCCCCCAUCGCCACUAACAACAUUUGUUGAGGUCAUUGGCAUUGCUGAUAGUCAAAGUUCCAUCACUGCUGAUUCCUGGACCAACUUCGGCGACUCUUUUGAUACUGUCAACCAUAACAAGCUCUGUCAACUUGCAAACGGAGAGUAUCAGCACCUCUUCCUUUGAGAUGCUGGACCUUGCUCAUGUUUAGAUGAAGCAUUAAUGGGCUUUACUCAUUACUCACUCGGGAGUAAAUAGCAGUUAUGUACUGAAGAAUUUAUCUUCUGUAUUCUCCUGUAAACCUUCCGGAACACGGCGUUGCUUUUGUAUGCAUAGGUUACUUUCCAAUGAUUAAUAGUUUCCAUGAUGAA
Molecule: messenger RNA, 665 nt
Organism: Punica granatum (pomegranate)
Lineage: Eukaryota; Viridiplantae; Streptophyta; Magnoliopsida; Myrtales; Lythraceae
Source: RefSeq, a predicted model, not a curated record